Molossus molossus (Pallas's mastiff bat) is the source of this 9833-nucleotide messenger RNA. It is a transcript of the gene HTT, whose product is annotated as huntingtin. Lineage: Eukaryota; Metazoa; Chordata; Mammalia; Chiroptera; Molossidae. Gene Ontology annotation, biological process: microtubule-based transport. Bases 16 to 9420 code for a protein of 3134 amino acids. The record is from RefSeq and is a predicted model, not a curated record. The transcript is spliced from 67 exons. Gene Ontology annotation, cellular component: nucleus; cytoplasm.
GGGCGGGAGACCGCCAUGGCGACCCUGGAGAAGCUGAUGAAGGCCUUCGAGUCCCUCAAGUCCUUCCAGCAGCAGCAACAGCAGCAGCCGCCGCCGCCGCCGCCGCCACCUCAGCCCCCUCAGCCGCCGCCGCCGCCGCCUCAGGCUCAGCCGCCGCUGCCGCCGCAGCCGCCGCCGCCGCCCCCGCUGCCGCCGCCGCCGCCGGGCUCGGCCGUGGCCGAGGAGCCGCCGCACCGACCAAAGAAAGAACUCUCAGCCACCAAGAAAGACCGUGUGAAUCAUUGUCUGACAAUAUGUGAAAACAUAGUGGCUCAGUCUCUCAGAAAUUCUCCAGAGUUUCAGAAGCUCUUGGGCAUCGCCAUGGAACUGUUCCUGCUGUGCAGUGACGAUGCCGAGUCAGACGUCAGGAUGGUGGCUGAUGAGUGCCUCAACAAAGUCAUAAAAGCGCUGAUGGACUCAAACCUUCCGAGGCUGCAGUUAGAGCUCUACAAGGAGAUCAAGAAGAAUGGUGCUCCUCGGAGCCUGCGUGCUGCCCUGUGGAGAUUUGCCGAGCUGGCUCACCUGGUUCGGCCUCAGAAAUGCAGGCCAUAUUUCGUAAACCUUUUGCCUUGCCUGACUCGGACAAGCAAGAGACCUGAAGAGUCUGUUCAGGAGACCUUGGCUGCAGCUAUACCCAAAAUUAUGGCUUCAUUUGGCAAUUUUGCAAACGACAAUGAAAUUAAGGUUCUGUUGAAGGCUUUCAUAGCGAACCUGAAGUCAAGCUCCCCGACGGCUCGGCGGACGGCGGCCAGCUCUGCGGUGAGCAUCUGUCAGCACUCCCGGAGGACACAGCACUUUUACAGCUGGCUGCUGAAUGUGCUCUUAGGUUUGCUGGUUCCUGUCGAGGAUGAGCACCCCUCCCUCCUGAUUCUUGGAGUGCUGCUCGCACUGCGGUACUUGGUGCCAUUGCUGCAGCAGCAGGUCAAGGACACCAGCCUGAAAGGCAGCUUUGGGGUGACACGGAAAGAAAUGGAAAUCUCCCCCUCGACAGAGCAGCUGGUGCAGGUGUACGAACUGACCUUGCACUACGCGCAGCACCCAGACCACAAUGUGGUGACCGGGGCCCUGGAGCUCCUGCAGCAGCUCCUCAGGACCCCACCCCCUGAGCUCCUGCGGGCCCUCACCACGCCGGGUGGCCUGGCGCAGCUCAGCACUCCCAGCCUGGAGCCGGAUGGCCGAAGUCGCAGCGGGAGCAUUGUGGAGCUGAUAGCUGGAGGGGGUUCUUCAUGCAGCCCUGUCCUUUCAAGAAAACAAAAAGGGAAAGUGCUCUUUGGAGAAGCAUCAGCCUUGGAGGAUGACUCUGAGUCAAGGUCGGAGGGCAGCAGCCCAGCCUUUGCAGCCUCAGUCAAGGGCGAGAUCUGUGGGGAGCUGGCUGCUUCUUCCGGGGUCUCCACUCCUGGUUCUGCCAGCUCUGCUGCUGACUCCACGGGUCACGACAUCAUCACGGAGCAGCCCCGGUCACAGCACACCCUGCAGCCGGACUCGGGGGAUCUGACCGGUUGCGACCUGACGAGCACUGCCACCGAUGGGGAUGAGGAGGAUAUCUUAAGCCACAGCUCCAGCCAGAUCAGCGCUGUCCCCUCUGACCCUGCCACGGACCUGAAUGAUGGGACCCAGGCCUCCUCACCCAUCAGUGACAGCUCUCAGACCACCACCGAAGGGCCAGAUUCAGCUGUGACCCCUUCAGACAGUUCUGAAAUUGUGUUGGAUGGCACCGAAGGCCAGUGUUCUGGGAUGCAGCUCAGCCCACCGCAGGAUGAGGAGGAAGAGCCCCCGGGCCUCCUGCCCGAUGAGGACACCGAUGAGUUCACAGCUGCUUCAGUGGCCCUUCAGCAAGUACAAUUAUUGAAAAGCAUGGGCCACAGCAGGCAGCCCUCUGACAGCAGUGUGGAUAAGUUUAUGUCAAGAGAAGAAGCUGCUGACCCAGGAGAUCAGGAAAACAAGCCUUGCCGGAUCAAAGGUGACAUCGGACAGUCUAACGACGAUGAUUCUGCUCCCCUUGUCCAUUGUGUCCGCCUUUUAUCUGCUUCAUUUUUGCUAACGGGGGGGAAAAAUGCGCUGGUUCUGGACCGGGAUGUGCGGGUCAGCGUGAAGGCACUGGCGCUCAGCUGUGUGGGAGCUGCUGUGGCCCUUCAUCCUGAGUCUUUCUUCAGCAAGCUGUACAAAGUUCCUCUCGACCCCACGGAAUACCCUGAGGAGCAGUAUGUCUCAGACGUCUUGAACUACAUCCGUCACGGAGACCCACAGGUGCGGGGAGCCACAGCCAUUCUCUGCGGGACGCUCAUCUGCUCCAUCCUCAGCAGGUCUCGCUUCCAGGUGGGGCACUGGAUGGGCUCUGUUCGAGCUCGGACAGGAAACACAUUUUCUCUGGCGGACUGCGUUCCUUUGCUGCAAAAAACGUUGAAGGAUGAAUCGUCUGUUACGUGCAAAUUGGCGUGUUCAGCUGUGCGGCACUGCAUCAUGAGCCUCUGUAGCAGUAGCUACAGUUACCUGGGGUUGCAGCUGAUCACCGACGUGCUGAGCCUGAGGAGCAGCUCCUACUGGCUGGUGAGGACUGAAUUGCUGGAGACUCUUGCAGAGAUGGACUUUAGGUUGGUGAGCUUUUUGGAAGCAAAAGCAGAACACCUUCCCAGAGGGGCUCACCAUUACACAGGGCUUUUGAAACUGCAAGAACGGGUGCUCAAUAAUGUGGUCAUCUACUUGCUUGGGGAUGAAGACCCUCGGGUGCGACAUGUUGCUGCUGCUUCAUUAAUGAGGCUUGUCCCAAAGCUGUUUUAUAAAUGUGACCAAGGACAGGCUGAUCCAGUAGUGGCUGUGGCAAGAGACCAAAGCAGUGUUUACCUGAAACUUCUGAUGCACGAGACACAGCCGGCUUCUCACUUCUCCGUCAGCACCAUCACCAGAAUAUAUAGAGGCUAUAACUUACUACCAAGCAUAACAGAUGUCACCAUGGAAAAUAACCUCUCCAGGGUUAUUGCGGCCGUGUCUCACCAGCUGGUCACAUCAGCCACGCGAGCACUCACGUUUGGGUGCUGUGAAGCUUUGUGUCUUCUUUCAACUGCCUUUCCAGUUUGCACUUGGAGUUUAGGUUGGCACUGUGGAGUGCCCCCGCUGAGCGUCUUGGACGAGUCCAGGAAGAGCUGCACUGUCGGGAUGGCCACGAUGGUCCUCACUCUGCUCUCCUCAGCUUGGUUCCCGUUGGAUCUCUCAGCCCAUCAGGAUGCUUUGAUUUUGGCUGGAAACUUGCUUGCAGCCAGUGCCCCCAAGUCUCUGAGGAGUUCAUGGACUGCUGAGGAAGAGGCCAGCCCCGCAGCCACCAAGCAGGAAGAGGUGUGGCCAGCUCUGGGGGACCGGACCCUGGUGCCUAUGGUGGAGCAGCUCUUCUCCCACCUGCUGAAGGUGAUCAAUAUCUGUGCCCACGUGUUGGAUGAGGUGGCGCCUGGACCCACAGUGAAGGCAGCCUUGCCAUCCCUCACAAAUCCCCCUUCUCUAAGUCCCAUCCGACGAAAGGGAAAGGAGAAGGAACCUGCUGAGCAGGCGUCUGUGCCGCUGAGCCCCAGGAAAGGCAGUGAUGCCAGUCCAGCCUCUCGACAAUCCGAUGCCUCGGGACCUGUUGCAGUGAAUAAAUCCUCAUCACUGGGGAGUUUCUACCACCUUCCUUCAUACCUCAAAUUGCACGAUGUCCUGAAAGCUACUCACGCUAACUACAAGGUCACCUUGGAUCUUCAGAGCAGCACAGAAAAGUUUGGGGGGUUUCUGCGCUCUGCCUUGGACGUGCUUUCUCAGAUUCUAGAGUUGGCAACGCUGCAGGACAUCGGGAAGUGUGUUGAGGAGAUCCUAGGCUACCUGAAGUCCUGCUUCAGUCGGGAACCAAUGAUGGCGACUGUUUGUGUCCAGCAGCUGCUGAAGACUCUCUUCGGGACGAACUUGGCCUCCCAGUUUGAUGGCUUAUCGUCCAACCCCAGCAAGUCUCAAGGCCGAGCUCAGCGCCUUGGCUCGUCCAGCAUGCGGCCAGGCCUGUACCACUACUGCUUCAUGGCUCCGUACACCCACUUCACCCAGGCCCUGGCGGAUGCCAGCCUGCGGAAUAUGGUGCAGGCGGAGCAGGACCACGACACCUCGGGGUGGUUUGAUGUGCUCCAGAAAGUGUCCACCCAGCUGAAGACAAAUCUCACGAGCGUCACCAAGAACCGUGCAGACAAGAACGCCAUCCACAGUCACAUCCGCCUGUUCGAGCCUCUGGUCAUCAAGGCGCUGAAGCAGUACACGGCGACCACAUCUGUGUGGGUGCAGAGGCAGGUCUUGGACUUGUUGGCUCAGCUGGUCCAGCUACGGGUCAACUACUGUCUUCUGGACUCAGAUCAGGUGUUUAUUGGGUUUGUGCUGAAGCAAUUUGAAUACAUUGAAGUGGGCCAGUUCAGGGAAUCAGAGGCAAUUAUUCCAAACAUUUUUUUCUUCCUGGUACUUCUGUCCUAUGAACGCUAUCAUUCAAAACAGAUCAUUGGAAUUCCUAAAAUCAUUCAGCUCUGUGAUGGCAUUAUGGCCAGUGGGAGGAAGGCUGUGACACAUGCCAUUCCAGCUCUGCAACCCAUAGUUCACGACCUCUUCGUAUUACGAGGAGCCAAUAAAGCUGACGCGGGAAAGGAGCUGGAAACUCAAAAAGAGGUGGUGGUGUCCAUGCUGCUGAGACUCAUCCAGUACCAUCAGGUGCUGGAGAUGUUCAUCCUCGUCCUGCAGCAGUGCCACAAGGAGAGCGAAGACAAGUGGAAGCGGCUGUCCCGACAGGUCGCUGACGUCAUCCUCCCAAUGCUAGCCAAACAGCAGAUGCAUAUUGGUUCUCAUGAAGCCCUCGGCGUGUUGAACACUGUGUUUGAGACUCUGGCCCCUUCCUCUCUCCGGCCUGUGGACAUGCUUUUGCGGAGCAUGUUUGUCACUCCAGACACAAUGGCAUCUGUGAGCACUGUCCAGCUCUGGAUCUCAGGAAUCCUGGCCAUUUUGAGGGUUCUGAUCUCCCAGUCAACUGAAGAUAUUGUUCUUUCUCGUAUUCAAGAGCUGUCCUUCUCUCCAUAUUUAAUCUCAUGUCCGAUAAUUAAUAGGUUAAGAAAUGGGGACUGUAAUUCAGCACCAGAACAAAACAGUGAAGGGAGACAGAUGAAGAAUUUGCCAGAAGAAACAUUCUCAAGGUUUCUCCUGCAGCUGGUCGGCAUCCUUUCAGAGGACAUCGUGACGAAGCAGCUGGGCGUUGAAGUGAGCGAGCAGCAGCACGCUUUCUACUGCCAGGAGCUGGGCACGCUCCUCAUGUGUCUGAUCCACAUCUUCAAGUCGGGGAUGUUCCGGAGAAUCACAGCAGCUGCCUCUAGACUCUUCACAGCAGACAGCAUCGAAGGCAGUUUCUACAGCCUGGAGAGCUUGAACGCCCGGGUGCGCUCCAUGGUCCCCACACACCCGGCCCUCGUGCUGCUCUGGUGUCAGAUCCUGCUGCUCGUCAGCCACACCGACUACCGCUGGUGGGCCGAGGUGCAGCAGACCCCCAGGAGACGCAGUCUGUCCAGCACGAAGUCCCUGAGUCCUCAGAUGUCUGGAGAGGAGGAGGAUUCCGAUUUGGCACCCAGACUUGGCAUGUGCAACAGAGAAGUAGUCCGGCAAGGCGCUCUUAUUCUCUUCUGCGAUUAUGUCUGUCAGAACCUACAUGAUUCCGAGCACUUGACGUGGCUCAUUGUGAACCACAUCCAAGAUCUGAUCAGUCUGUCCCAUGAGCCUCCUGUGCAGGAUUUCAUUAGUGCCGUUCAUCGGAAUCCCGCCGCCAGUGGCCUUUUCAUCCAGGCAAUUCAGUCUCGUUGUGAAAAUCUCUCAGCUCCCACCACCCUGAGGAAGACCCUUCAGUGCUUGGAAGGGAUCCACCUGAGCCAGUCAGGCGCCGUGCUAACACUGUAUGUGGACAAGCUUUUGUGUACUCCGUUCCGUGUGCUGGCUCGCAUGGUUGACACCCUUGCUUGUCGCCGAGUAGAAAUGCUUUUGGCUGCAGAUCUACAGAGCAGCAUGGCCCAGUUGCCAGUGGAGGAGCUGAGCAGAAUCCAGGAGCACCUUCAGAGCAGCGGCUUAGCUCACAGACACCAAAGGCUCUACUCCCUGCUGGACAGGCUUCGUCUCGCCACCGCACCAGGGUCACGUGGCCCCUCUCCUCUGGUCACGUCCCACCCGCUGGAUGGGGAUGGGCCCCUGGCUCUUGAGACAGUGAGUCCAGACAAAGAUUGGUACGUACGCCUGGUCAAAUCCCAGUGCUGGACGAGGUCCGACUCUGCACUGCUGGAGGGGGCUGAGCUGGUGAAUCGGGUCCCUCCCGAUGACAUGAGUGCACUCAUGCUGAACUCGGAGUUCAAUUUGAGCCUGUUAGCCCCAUGCUUAGGCUUGGGCAUGCGAGAAAUGUCCAGAGGCCAGAAGAGUCCCCUCUUUGAAGCAGCUCGUGUGGCAACUCUGGACCGUAUGACCAGCGUGGUUCAGCAGCUUCCUGCUGUCCAUCAAGUUUUCCAGCCCUCCCUGCCUACGGAGCCCACCGCUUACUGGAGCCAGUUGAACGAUCUGUUUGGGGAUGCCAUGUGGUAUCGCUCCCUGACCGUCCUGGCCCGAGCCCUGGCCCAGUACCUGCUGGUGUUCCCCAAACUGCCUGGCCGCCUGCACCUUCCUCCGGAGAAAGAGAGGGACACUGUGAAGUUUGUGGUCACAACUCUGGAGGCACUGGCAUGGCAUCUGACCCACGUGCAGAUCCCACUGAGCCUGGACCUGCAGGCCGGCCUGGACUGCUGCUGCCUGGCCCUGCAGCUGCCUGGUCCUUGGAGCGCGCUGUCCUCCCCAGACAUGGUGACCCAUGCCUGCUCCCUCAUCCACUGCGUCCGCUUCCUCCUGGAAGCCAUUGUGGUGCAGCCCGGGGACCAGCUUCUCAGUCCAGGAAGAAGGACGGACACCCCAAAGGCUGCCAGGGAGGACGGAGUAGAUUCAUACACGCAGAGCCCUGAGUAUAUUACUACAGCCUGCAGGAUGGUGGCAGAACUGGUGGAGUCUUUGCCGUCUGUGUUGGCCUUGGGGCAUAAAAGGAACAGCAACACCCCCGCAUUUCUCACGCCAGUGCUCAGGAACAUCGUGGUCAGUCUGGCCCGCUUACCCCUUGUCAACAGCUACACGCGUGUCCCCCCCCUGGUCUGGAAACUCGGGUGGUCCCCCAAGCCUGGAGGGGAUUUCGGCACAACCUUCCCCGAGAUCCCUGUGGAGUUCCUCCAGGAAAAGGAAGUCUUCAAAGAGUUCAUCUACCGUAUCAACACACUAGGGUGGACCAGCCGUACCCAGUUUGAGGAAACGUGGGCCACCCUCCUUGGUGUCCUGGUGACUCAGCCCCUCGUGACAGAGCAGGAGGAGAGCCCACCGGAGGAAGACACCGAGAGGACCCAGAUCAAUGUCCUGGCUGUACAGGCCAUCACCUCUCUUGUGCUGAGCGCAAUGACUGUGCCUGUGGCUGGCAACCCAGCUGUCAGCUGCUUGGAGCAGCAGCCUCGAAAUAAGCCCCUGAAAGCUCUCGACACCAGGUUUGGGAGGAAAUUGAGCCUGAUCAGAGGGAUUGUAGAGCAGGAAAUUCAAGCAAUGGUUUCGAAGAGAGAGAAUAUCGCCACCCAUCACCUAUACCAAGCAUGGGACCCCGUCCCUUCUCUGUCUCCAGCUUCUACAGGUGCCCUCAUCAGCCACGACAAGCUUCUGCUGCAGACCAACCCUGAGCGGGAGCUGGGCAGCAUGAGCUACAAACUUGGCCAGGUGUCCAUCCACUCGGUGUGGCUGGGGAAUAACAUCACACCCCUGAGAGAGGAGGAGUGGGACGAAGAGGAGGAGGAGGAGGCUGAUGUCCCCGCACCUUCGUCUCCACCCACAUCUCCAGUCAACUCCAGGAAACACCGGGCUGGCGUUGACAUCCACUCCUGUUCGCAGUUCCUACUUGAACUGUACAGACGCUGGAUCCUGCCCUCGAGUUCGGCCCGGAGGACUCCCGUCAUCCUGAUCAGCGAAGUGGUUCGCUCUCUCCUCGUGGUCUCGGACUUGUUCACUGAGCGCAACCAGUUUGAGAUGAUGUAUCAGACGCUGACUGAGCUGCGGAGGGUGCACCCUUCAGAAGAUGAGAUUCUCCUUCAGUACCUGGUGCCUGCCACCUGUAAGGCAGCUGCCGUCCUUGGAAUGGACAAGGCUGUGGCCGAACCGGUCAGCCGGUUGUUGGAGAGCACGCUCAGGAGCAGCCACCUGCCCAGCAAGAUCGGGGCCCUGCACGGCAUCCUCUACGUGCUGGAGUGUGACCUCCUGGACGACACUGCGAAGCAGCUCAUCCCUGUCAUCAGCGACUAUCUCCUCUCCAACCUCAAAGGCAUAGCCCACUGUGUGGGCGCUCACAGCCAGCAGCACGUGCUGGUGAUGUGCGCCACUGCCUUCUACCUGAUCGAGAACUACCCUCUGGACGUGGGGACGGACUUCUCCGCGUCCAUCAUACAGAUGUGUGGGGUGAUGCUGUCUGGAAGUGAAGAGUCCACUCCAUCCACCAUCUACCACUGCGUCCUGCGGGGCCUGGAGCGCCUCCUGCUGUCCGAGCAGCUUUCCCGGCUGGAUGCUGAGUCCCUGGUCAAGCUCAGUGUGGACAGAGUGAAUGUGCACAGCCCUCACCGGGCCAUGGCGGCCCUGGGCCUGAUGCUCACCUGCAUGUACACAGGAAAGGAGAAAACCAGUCCUGGGAGAACCUCCGACCCCAGCCCUGCUGCCCCUGACAGCGAGUCCGUGAUCGUGGCCAUGGAGCGUGUGUCUGUUCUGUUCGACAGGGUCAGGAAAGGGUUUCCCUGUGAAGCCCGAGUUGUGGCGAGGAUCCUUCCUCAGUUUUUAGACGACUUCUUCCCACCCCAAGAUGUCAUGAACAAAGUCAUUGGAGAGUUUCUGUCCAACCAGCAGCCCUACCCGCAGUUCAUGGCCACUGUGGUGUACAAGGUGUUCCAGACCUUGCACAGCACGGGGCAGUCAUCCAUGGUCCGUGACUGGGUCAUGCUGUCCCUCUCCAACUUCACGCAGAGGACACCGGUUGCCAUGGCCAUGUGGAGCCUCUCCUGCUUCUUCGUCAGUGCGUCCACCAGCCCAUGGGUCUCUGCAAUCCUUCCCCACGUCAUCAGCAGGAUGGGCAAGCUGGAACAAGUGGACGUUAACCUCUUCUGCCUGGUGGCCACGGACUUUUACAGACACCAGAUAGAGGAGGAGCUGGACCGCCGGGCCUUUCAGUCCGUGUUUGAGGUGGUGGCAGCACCAGGAAACCCGUACCAGCGGCUGCUGGCUUGUUUGCAAACCGUCCACAAGGUCGCCACGUGCUGAGCACCUGGGGCAGCGCCAGGCAGUGAGGGUCUGCCCCGCGGAAGUGCUUCUGCAGGGACUGCGCGCAGGGAGCGCUGCUAGAGGUGGGGCUGAGCCUGCGCCCCGCCGAGGGCUCGGGCAGCUGUGCUGCUGGCCCUUCGUGCAGCUAGUGUCGAUGCCAGUUAACCACGCGCACCUUCCUCCUAACGCCCAGCCCGGUCCUCGUGCCCAGGCUGUAGCUGCUCUUGCAUCUGGGACACCAGUCCUCUGCUCUGCGGGUUGGCCUAUAGCACCCUCUGCUGUCUCAGCGGCAGAAGGGGACGCUCCAGCGCGGCACAGGGAGCCUGGAGGUUGUGUCCUGCUCUCAGCAGGUGUGUGCGGUGGGUGGCGGGGAGCAAGAGGUCCAGCGUCCUACUUCCCUUUCUCUUCCUUCU